Molecule: messenger RNA, 1566 nt
Organism: Pieris macdunnoughi
Lineage: Eukaryota; Metazoa; Arthropoda; Insecta; Lepidoptera; Pieridae
Source: the annotation of a GenBank genome assembly
AUGUUCUUUGUGACUCAUGGUCAACGUGGUUUUCUGUAUUUGUUCUCACGGACAAAACUAAACGAGUUUUGUACAAACAUACAAUCUUCAGGAGCGGAUUUAUUUGCCAUUACGGAAACAAGCUGCAAUACAUCCAUAUAUAACGCGGAGUUGGUACCACCGAGCUACAAUAUACUAAGAUGUGACCGGGCGGAUGGACGUAAACAAGGAGGUGCGCUUCUCGUGGCCACAAACAGGUUUGAGCUACGACGCGUAUCGCUACCGGGGGAUGUCAUAAUAGAUAAAUGUACCUUCGAACUACUUUGUGCGACCGUACAUAAACAUAACAAAUAUUUAUUUUUGUGUUGCGUUUUGUAUAUACCACCUGACGGUAAUGAAAAUGAAUAUAUGCUAUUGUUUAGAUUAUUAGAACAGUUGUGUACUAAGUAUAAGGAUAUGAUUGUAAUAGGUGACUUCAAUCUAUACUCUUGUAAUACACAUACAAUUAAUUAUUAUGAGUAUUUUGUUUCUUUUUGUGAACUCACACAGAGAAAUGAGGUGCCAAACUGUAACAAUAGGUAUUUGGAUCUAGUGCUGUGUUCAUUGAGUCUAGGUGAGAGUGUGAGUGUCAGUCGGGCCGACGAGGCGCUCGUGUCGAUAGAUAGGCACCACCCACCGCUAGUCAUUUGCGUUCCGCAGGUAAGGAAACAGGCGACCGCUACUAGUGUGCCAGAUAUAUCUCAACCGCUGCUAAGUAUACAACAAAAUGACGACUUAUGGCCGCAGUGGAAUUUUUAUAAAGCAGAUUUUAAUAAGUUGUAUUAUAUGUUAAUGAUGCACGACUGGUCUCCUAUCUACAGUAUAGGGGAGGCAGAGGAUAUUCUGAAUUAUUUUUAUGGUGUUAUGUAUAGUAUUUUAGAUGAUUGUGUUCCCAGGAAACAGCGAUGCAGUGUAAAUUCUAGGUACAAUUACCCAGAGUGGUACACAGCUGAAAUUAUUCGCAACAUAAAAUUAAAAGCACUGCUGCACAAGCAAUACAAAAUUAGUGGUUUGUCAAGUGAUUACGAAAUGUUCGCCCAGUGUAGGGCGACGGUUAAACAGAUGAUAACAUCAACCCAUGAAAAAUACCAGGAUAAUGUGCAACGCAAUAUCACGAGAGAUCCCAAAUCUUUUUGGGAUUAUGUAAGAUGUAAAAAAGGUUCUGUUAAUCAUAAAACGAUUACUAAAAACGGUAAUAAUUUAGCGGAGUCUGAAUGUGCGCACGAAUUUGCGAAUUUUUUUAAAUCGGUCUACAGUCCGCGGAUAGCAAAAUUAGACUGGGAGGCGGCCGUCGCGGAGAGCGGGGUGAGCAGUGCCCGAGUACAUAUUGCAAGUUUUGACGCGAAUCAGGUGAGGGAGGCAUUAAUAAAGCUGAAACCAAAGCGCUCCGCGGGACCGGAUGGCAUACCGGCAUUUAUCAUUAGGGACUGUAGGGAUUUUCUAACGUACCCACUUCUUUAUUUAUAUAAUACUUGCUUUGAGUCGGCCUGUUUCCCGGAACGCUGGAAACUUACACGGGUGAUACCAGUACCUAAGGGUGAAGGAUAA